AUGUACCCAGAUCGACCGAUUCGUCCGUUGCCAAAGCGAACGAUCAAAGAACGCCUAAGCCCACAGCAGGCUGGCAGCAUCAUCUACCCACCGGCGCCGCCGAGCACCACUCCGCUACUCGGAUUUUCUUACAGCCAGUCGGACAAGAUGAAUGCAAGUGGACAACGGCUGAUGGACCAUGGCGAGCACACGUGCGAUUGUGGCGCCGACCACUCGGAGCCAGAGAGCGAUGAGGAGUACAUGAUCCGCGGUCCUCGCCCAGCAGACAGGGGCGUCUACGGUAUUUCUGAACUCGGGCCAAGGAUGAGAAGUAAUUUAGGCACUGCAGGUACACCCUCAAAAGUCGGUUAUCCUCCACAACCGUUAAGUGCGGCGAGCUCAGCAGAUGGUUAUGAAAGCUUCGAGAACAUGAGCAAUAAGAAGAAGAGAAAGAUUCCCAACCAUGCAAAUGGCAGCGGUGGGAGUCACGCUUCGAGCCUGGACAGGGACAUGGCUAGUCUAGAAAUUCAGCAUGGGACCACAGUCAAUGGUGAAUCUAAUGUUAUAGAUUCCACGGGUGGUUUACCGACCGUGAAUGGGAACUACAACGGAGCUCGUGCUGCCACCGCGCCUCCUUCCGGGACAGGAAUGGGGAUCUCAGGACCGGGACGGGGACGCAACGGGAGGCCGGGUACUAGGAACAGUGCUGGUGAACGUAAACCGCUGGGGUCUUCGGCAAAUGCAUUGAACGCCUACGCUAAUGGCCGUGCGAAUCGACCGCGACGAGACCAGAACGGAACGGCCGGUGCAAACAAGGGUCGAGAAGGCAUCAUCAGCGCCGCUAUAGCAUCCGCCGCCGAACAAGCUCCAGUCACACCGCAGAAGGGCAACGAGAACGUCAGUUUGCUAUCACAGCAAGCCCCGUCGUCAUCUCAGCUACCUUCGCCUGCAUCCUCCCAGAAAACGCAGUUUACAUUCACUUGCGGCUCCGAUUCCGCUAACAAGGUGAACUGGCCCCCCCAGAAUGGCUCACCUCAGACACCAUCAGCUCCGCAAAACAGGGCAGCUCCACCAGGAGACGUCCGGCGCAACGUUGCCACGCACUCAACCCAAACAGGCCAUCAAGUAUCUAACGGCACGCACAACCCCGUCCCGCAGCACUCAGGCCAGUACGCUCCGCCUCCCCAACCCGUCCCAGGCCACCCCAACGGCCAACAAGCCCCGCCUCCGCCGCCAAACCCCAAGCCCCGCCGGCGCCGCAACCCGGACGCGUCCCUGCGCGCAGCAGCCAAGCAGCGCCGCCUACAGCAAGAAUACCAGAAUUUCCACACCAAGAACGCCGAGAUCUGGAUCUGCGAGUUCUGCGAAUACGAAGCCAUCUUCGGGCGGCCGCCCGAAGCUCUGAUCCGCCAGUACGAAAUCAAGGACCGCCGCGAGCGCCGCCGGCAGGAGGAGAAGCGUCGCUUGCUCGAGAAGGCCAAGAUGCGGAACAAGAAUAAGGGACGCAAGGGCGCCAAGAAGGGCGCCAAGACGGACCUCACGCAUGCGCCCCCGCCGACGCCGCUGGAUAAUCAGCAGUAUCCUGACGAGGGGUAUGAUGAUGUGGAUGGCGAGUAUUUCGACGAUGAGCACGAGGAUGGGAUACCGCCGGUGCCGCAGCCGCCGCCGAUGCCGGGGGCGUAUGUGGGUGAUACGGGCGGAGGAAGGAGUAAAGCGUCACUUCCGCAGGUUCCGGUCACGUCGGCGGGACAGCCGGGGGGUGGAGCGAGGGCUGUAUAG
Molecule: messenger RNA, 1758 nt
Organism: Coniosporium apollinis CBS 100218
Lineage: Eukaryota; Fungi; Ascomycota; Dothideomycetes
Exons: 2
Coding region: 1-1758 (585 amino acids)
Source: RefSeq, a predicted model, not a curated record